Colletotrichum lupini is the source of this 525-nucleotide messenger RNA. RefSeq lists its product as uncharacterized. The coding region runs from base 1 to 525 and encodes 174 amino acids. The record is from RefSeq and is a predicted model, not a curated record. Lineage: Eukaryota; Fungi; Ascomycota; Sordariomycetes; Glomerellales; Glomerellaceae. The transcript is spliced from 2 exons.
AUGUUACCCCCCAAAGCAAAAUUCGUCCGCGAACUCGAGCGCAACAACAGCCUCACACGCAAAUCCACAUCCAUAUCCACAACCCCAUCCUCCAAAAUCUUCACCCACAACCUAAACUACACCUUCGCGGCCCCUUCAGUCCCGGACAUGACCUACUUCGCCCGCAUCCUGCACUACCAACGCUACGGCCACGACGGUCUCGCCUGCUCCGGCGCGUGCUCGAGUCAUUUCACGCUGCCCAUGUACGAGAAGCAGGGGUACAUGUCGCCUUACCAAGUACGAUACACGGAGCGCCCCGGCUCGCGGGGCUCGCUGAAGAGUGAUACAUCCUUUGAUGUCGCGGGAUACCGGCGGGAGCUGGCGGCUGCGGGGGUGAGGAAGAGAAAGUGGAAUACGUUUUGGGCUGUUAUUCUUGCGUUGUUGAUCAUUUUCUUUGGGGCGGGUGUCUUGGCUCCCUCCACCCCGCUUUUCCAAACCAUCACGGCCAAGACUUCGACAUCGCUCUGCGAAGGGUUCUCAGUCUAA